Messenger RNA from Sarcophilus harrisii (Tasmanian devil), 1740 nucleotides. RefSeq names its product USH1 protein network component sans (gene USH1G). The coding region runs from base 284 to 1672 and encodes 462 amino acids. Lineage: Eukaryota; Metazoa; Chordata; Mammalia; Dasyuromorphia; Dasyuridae. The transcript is spliced from 3 exons. The record is from RefSeq and is a predicted model, not a curated record. Gene Ontology annotation, molecular function: protein binding. Gene Ontology annotation, biological process: sensory perception of light stimulus; equilibrioception; sensory perception of sound.
CUUUCAGUGCAGCCGGCGAGCGGAGAUCCUCCCAGUUCCCCCCUUUUUCCCUCCCCCUCCCCCGCCUUUGGGGUGAGGGCAUCUCAGAUGUCCGAGUAACCACGGUUCUGGGCUCUAGGCAGCCUCUGUCUGUAGCAGCUGGGCCGGCGGGCCCGGUGCCCCCCGUGCCCCCUCCCAAACCCAAUGCCUCUGCUUUAAUAACAAGGGCCGACUCCCCUCUGAAGUCCUCCCCUUCGUCCUCCCCUCCCCCUUCCCCUUCCCUGUCCCGUCUAACUCUGGCAUCAUGAACGAUCAGUACCACAGGGCCGCCCGGGAUGGCUACUUGGACCUUCUCAAAGAAGCCACCAGGAAGGAACUUAAUGCUCCAGAUGAAGAUGGCAUGACCCCUACCCUCUGGGCCGCCUACCACGGUAACCUGGAGUCGCUGCGUCUCAUUGUCAGCCGAGGAGGUGAUCCGGACAAAUGUGACAUCUGGGGCAACACUCCUCUGCACCUGGCGGGCUCUAACGGGCACCUGCACUGCUUGUCCUUCCUGGUGUCCUUUGGGGCCAAUAUCUGGUGCCUGGACAAUGACUACCACACGCCCCUGGACAUGGCAGCCAUGAAGGGACACAUGGAGUGUGUGCGCUACCUGGACUCCAUCGCUGCCAAGCAGAGCAGCCUGAACCCCAAGCUUGUGGGCAAGCUGAAAGAGAAAGCUUUCCGCGAAGCCGAAAGGCGCAUCAAAGACUGCGCCAAAUUGCAGCGCAAGCACCACGCGCGCAUGGAGCGGCGUUACCGGAGAGAGCUGGCGGAGCGGGCGGACACCAUGAGUUUCUCCAGCCUCUCUUCCAGCACCCUGAGCCGGCGCCUGCAGAAUUUGUCCCUGGCCAGCCACCUCCCCUAUUCCCAGGCCACCCUCCACGGGACCGGCCGAGGGAAGACCAAAAUCCAGAGGAAGCUGGAGCGCCGUAAGCACGGCGAGGGAACUUUCAAGAUCUCAGAGGACGGGAGGAAAAGCAUCCGCUCUCUGUCCGGGCUGCAGCUGGGCAGUGACGUGAUGUUUGUCCGACAGGGGACCUACGCCAACCCUAAGGAGUGGGGCCGCUCUCCGCUCCGGGACAUGUUCCUUUCGGAUGAGGACAGCCUCUCUCGCGCCACCCUGGAGCCCGGCUUCGGGGCCGAGUCCGCCCACUCGGAGGUCAGCACCGACUCGGGCCAUGACUCUCUUUUCACCCGCCCCGGGCUGGGGACCAUGGUGUUUCGGAGGAACUAUGUAAGCAGCGGGCUUCAGGGGCUGGGGCGGGAAGACGGAGGGAUGGACGGGGCAGGCACUCUGCGCGUCCGGAUGAGACACUCUCCCAGCCUAGAUGAUGAUAGCAUUGGCAGUGCCAACAGCUUGCAGGAGCGCCUUGAUGAACUACCGUGGGAUGAGUUUGACCUGGGCUUGGAUGAGGCUCUGGAGCCAGAGACCAGCCCUCUAGAGACUUUCCUUGCCUCCCUGCAUAUGGAUGACUUUGUGGCCCUCUUGAGACAGGAGAAGAUUGAUCUGGAUGCCCUAAUGCUCUGCUCUGAACUAGACCUCCAUAGCAUCAGCAUCCCCCUAGGUCCCAGAAAAAAAAUCUUGGGGGCCAUCAAACGGCGGCGCCAGGUGCUGGAGAGGCCCCCUGCCCUGGAGGACACAGAGUUAUAAUGGAGGGGCUUUUGCCCCAAACCAACGAAUUGCAAAUUGCCACAGAUCUCGGUGGGACUACGGAGGCC